AUGUCAACAAAUUUCUACAGUUCAACAGAAGAUAGUAAUAUAGUUCGAAAUCUCGAAUCAUUUACGUGUGUAUGGCUCGAUUCCACUAUUGAUCAAACAGAUGAGAGUCGAACAACAGAACAAGAACUUCGUCGAAUAAUUAAUCAUUUAUUUACUUGUAAUGAUGAAAAACAAUGUCAACAGUACAUUCAUGAUAUAACUCAAGAAAAAGUCGUUUUAAUUGUUUCUGGUAAAUUAGGUCACUCAUUAGUACCUCGUAUUCAUGAUCUUCCACAAUUAUCAGCAUGUUAUGUCUUUUGUGCUAACGAAAAAUCACAUAAAAAAUGGGCGGAUCAUUAUCCAAAGGUAAAAGGAGUAUUUGUUGAACUGGAUAAACUCAUUAGAAAACUAUCAGAUGAUCAAAUCGAUAGAUAUAAAUUAGAAGACAGUCCACAAAUUUCAGUAAUAAAUCAACAUUGUCAAUCACUUGAAGAACGACAUGCAGUAUAUAUGUGGUUUCAAUUAUAUAUCGAAGUAUUGCUUCGUAUGCAUCAUAAAUUAAGUGACCGAAAAGAGCUUAUUGAUCUCUGUAAAAAUAAUUGUAAAGGGAACAAUUCUGAAUUAAAUAUUAUUGAUGAAUUUGAAACAAAAUAUAAGCCAGAAGAUGCCAUUCGUUGGUAUACACGUGAGUCAUGUUUAUAUAGAAUAUUAAAUAAAGCAUUACGUUUUCAAUGCUUUGACACUUUAUUUGCUUUUCGAUUUUUUAUUACUGAUAUUGCAAAACAAAUAAAAAGUGAAUAUGAAAAAUUAAUUCGAACGAAUCGUGGUUCGCAAAGUAUUUAUGUUUACCGAGGUCAAGCAAUUGGAAACAAUGAACUUCAAAUGAUGAAAAAUAGUGUUGGAGAAUUUUUAUCAAUGAACUCUUUUUUUUCAACUAGUCUUAAUCGUUCAACUGCACUGAAUUUUGCUCUUUCAUUACUAAUACAUAAUGAUUUGCAACAACGAAUAUUAUUUGAAAUAAAAAUAGAUUCAAACUUACAAACAAAACCAUUUGCUUACGUUAAAGAAAUGAGUUAUUACAAAAAUGAAGAUGAAGUUUUAAUUAUGCUUGGAGCAUUUUUUCAUAUAGAAAAAAUUUCUCAUGAUAAAAAAAACAAUCUAUGGAUAGCUUAUUUAUCAUUAGCUGAAGAAAGUGAUUAUCGUUUAAAAGAUACAUUUGCUCAUAUGAAACAAAAAAUUGGUGAAGAAACAAAUUUAGCAUCAUUAGGUAAAAUUCUUUUUGAAAUGGGUGAGUUUGAACAAGUAGAAAAGUGUUAUCAACAUAUGAUGCGCGAUGCACAACUUGAUCUAAGUGCUGCACACUCAGGAUUAAGUAAAGCUGCUUUAGGACAAAAUGACUUUAUUAAAGCAGCUAAUUAUGAACAACAAGCAUUAGCUAUAAAAACAUCAAUUUUACCAAAAAAUCAUCGGGAUUUAGCAAUUUCUUAUAGUCGGUUGGGACACAUUUAUUGUGAACAAAAUGAUCAUGAUCAAGCUUUAAAAUAUUUAAAACAAGCAAUGAAAAUUGAAGAAAAAUUAUUUCCAUUGGAACCUCUUAUACUUGCUAAAACAUACAAAAGAAUAGCAACUACUUAUGCUGAUUUAGGUCGUUAUACUUUAGCGUUAGAAUAUUAUACAAAAGUUCUAGAAAUCAGACAAGCAUAUUUACCUCCUAUUGCUAAGAGUAUUGCUUCGACUUAUCACAGUAUUGGAAAACUACAUUAUAAACAAAAGGAAUUAACUAUAGCAUUUCAAUAUUAUAGUGAUGCACUUGAAAUUUACAAAAAAAUCUUACCACCUAAACAUCCAAGUAUCGUUCAAAUUGAAGAAGAUAUUAGCAAGUUAAAAAGUAAAUGA
Molecule: messenger RNA, 1875 nt
Organism: Rotaria sp. Silwood1
Lineage: Eukaryota; Metazoa; Rotifera; Eurotatoria; Philodinida; Philodinidae
Source: the annotation of a GenBank genome assembly